AUGGCUACAAAACACCCUUUUUCAGGUUCUUUUAUAAUUCAAGAACUUGCUUCAAACAGAAGGCCUGGAAAUAGACUACUAAUGUGUGCCAACAAUCAAAUCUCAACCAAUAGUAAACUUCUUCAGAUCAGAUCAUCUAUCAAGAACAAGGUUUUCGAAGAUCUGUCCUCCGGUAUUGUUUGUUAUAAGGAUGAUAAUGGAGAGAUAAUAUGCGAAGGAUACGACGAGGGUCCUCGUUUUCACCAGAAAUCAACGAGAAUCACUUGUGAUUCAAGAGAUGUUGAGAUCGUUGACCUGUUUCACAGAUGUUGGCUUCAAGUGGCUGAUGAUAAUGAGCCUAAAAAUGCAGACAAAGGGUUAAUAACAUGUACAGAUCUUUUGAAUGUAACAUACAAGAAUACUUUCUCAAAACCAUUCAGACUGAAUAAGAGUUUCAGUUUGGGUCUCAUCUUGGGAACUAAAUCAAUAUCUUCUUCAAUCGUUGCUGGUGUAAUGUUUCGACCAAGUUUUGAAUGA
Molecule: messenger RNA, 516 nt
Organism: Fraxinus pennsylvanica
Lineage: Eukaryota; Viridiplantae; Streptophyta; Magnoliopsida; Lamiales; Oleaceae
Source: the annotation of a GenBank genome assembly